UUAGACUCACAGCUAGAGGGAUACUUUACGAACAGUCUGGCAACCCUGUUCACCUUACUAGACGACUGUAGGAGAAAAUGGCAGCGCUAAGGGCAGGACAGACAGUCCGUCAGUUCAGCACGUCAGUGUCCAGGUCCAGGCUGAUAAAGCCCCCCAUUCAGCUGUAUGGAGUGGAGGGUCGCUACGCCACUGCUCUGUACUCUGCUGCCAGCAAGCAGGGCAACCUAGAAACGGUCGAGAAGGAGCUGGUCACCGUGUCUAGUCUAAUCAAGGAUCCCAAGCUGUCAAGCAUUGUGAUGAACCCCCACGUGAAGCGCCAGGUCAAGAACAAGACCUUCACCGAUGCCCUGACCAAGUCCGGACUUUCCCCCAUCAUAUUCAAUUUCAUCAAUGUUCUAGCUGACAACAGGCGCCUGACGCUGACCGGUGAUGUCAUCACCGCCUUCAGCAAGAUGAUGAGUGCUCACCGCGGGGAGGUCAUCUGCACUGUCACCACAGCCCAGCCUCUGGAUCCAGCUAGCCUGUCAGAUCUUAAGGUGGCCCUGAAAGGCUUCCUUCAGAAGGGAGAGAUCCUUGUGCUGGAGACCAAGACGGAUGGGUCCAUCCUGGGGGGCAUGAUCGUGAGCAUCGGGGACAAGUACGUGGACAUGUCCACCAAGACAAAGAUCCAGAAGCUCACCAAGAUCAUCAAGGAUUCCUAAAGUCCUGUGGACUGAGAGGGAGGGGUGUGUGGGAGAGGAACAAGGGGGAAAGGCUGAUUACAUAGUAUAUUACCAGGCUCCCUGUCUAUGCAGGCUAUCUGCUCAUGGAGCCAGCCUGGCUUUCUAUUGUCUUGUUGAUAUUAAUGUAAUAAAUCUUCUGAAACAGA
Messenger RNA from Hypomesus transpacificus, 868 nucleotides. RefSeq names its product ATP synthase peripheral stalk subunit OSCP (gene atp5po). The record is from RefSeq and is a predicted model, not a curated record. Gene Ontology annotation, biological process: proton motive force-driven mitochondrial ATP synthesis. The transcript has 7 exons. NCBI's taxonomy places the organism in Eukaryota, Metazoa, Chordata, Actinopteri, Osmeriformes, Osmeridae. The coding region runs from base 78 to 701 and encodes 207 amino acids. Gene Ontology annotation, molecular function: proton-transporting ATP synthase activity, rotational mechanism.